Messenger RNA from Parnassius apollo (apollo), 393 nucleotides. The record is from the annotation of a GenBank genome assembly. NCBI's taxonomy places the organism in Eukaryota, Metazoa, Arthropoda, Insecta, Lepidoptera, Papilionidae.
AUGCAAAAACUAACGGAGCGCAUAGAUGAUCUGAAGCAGAGAAUCGCUGCUAGGGGAAAGCGGAUUCGGCAAUAUACCGAGAGGUCGACUCGGUUCAACCAGAAUCGUCUCAUGCAGAGUGAUCAAAAGAUGUUCUAUGAAUCAUUGGAGCGACCAAUGGCAAGUGGAAGGGGCCCAGCACUGAAUCAGGCCGACACUGUAAUAUUCUGGCGCGACCUGUGGUCAGAGCCCGUAAACCACAGCGAGGACUCUUGGACGAAAGUUGUGGAGAGUCAAUGUGCGGGUAUUACGCCCAUGGACCCCGUCAUCAUAACGCCGGAUGACGUAGCUGAGGCGGUCCGUAGGGCCCCGUACUGGAAAAGUCCGGGGCUUGACGGGCUGCAUCACUACUGA